Prosopis cineraria is the source of this 534-nucleotide messenger RNA. RefSeq lists its product as uncharacterized. NCBI's taxonomy places the organism in Eukaryota, Viridiplantae, Streptophyta, Magnoliopsida, Fabales, Fabaceae. The record is from RefSeq and is a predicted model, not a curated record. The transcript has a single exon. The coding region runs from base 1 to 534 and encodes 177 amino acids.
AUGGAGAAACUUGCUGAACUGAAGAGCAAGUUGUUGAAGUUUCUGCCACGACAACCCGUAGCUUCAAUUCAGAAACCGAAUUUGAGUCCUAGCCGGAGCGUCGCCGGAAACCGAAGCCCAUGCCACAUCGUUUCCAUAUUCCCAAAAGAAGCUCGAAGAAAGCUCAGAAACUCGAGCUUCAGUGCACGAGAGCCGUCAUCGCCAAAGGUCUCGUGCAUGGGUGAGGUAGAUCAGCUCAUGAAGAAGAAGAAGAAGGGGAAGAAAAAGAAGACAAAGGCUCGUGAUCAUCAGAGUACUGGAAAAGCUGUAAAGAAGGAGAAGAUGCUGCUUUGGAUUUUCAAGGGAAGUGAUGAUCAGUGUGAGAUCAGUCCAAGGAAAGGUGGGGAAGCUCUGGAUUUGGAGGUUGCAGAGAAAGCGAAGGCACAGCGUCACGCGCAGAACGCUCCUUCGCUGGCCACGAUGAAGAAAUUUCCAAGUGGCAGGGGGACCUUGUCUGAUUUUGACGUUAAACUCGCACAACUUUCAAGUGGGUGA